UUUUUGUAUGUUUGUAUGUUUCUUAAUACAGGAUUUAAGAUACACAAAAGGGACAAUUCAUUGUGAAUUAUUGGAGUUUUAAACAGCCGAUUGUUGCCCAUUAGAGCCAAUGACUGUACAGGUAUGAGUACAUACAGCGAUAAGAAAGAAAACAUGACAAACAAGAGUCAUUAGUGCUACAAACGCAGUGGAAAAGCGAGUAUUUAUAACGUCGGUGAAGUCAUUCUAUGAUCACGUAACACCAGACUCCAGUUGCGCACCUUUACUCAAUAUUACGGUAGAGCCGUCACCGGUAACCAUGGCGACCGGGCUCUAACAGGAAGUGUGCUGCCUGAGAGCUUUCUAACGACAUGGUAGAGAUUGACGGUGGCUGCAAGAAAAACUGUAUCUUAGCAACCAAAGGCAGUGGGUACUCGUCGACGGUCCCUGCAUUUGAAAAGUGUUAACAAAUAUCAGCAAAAUGGGUAACUCAUUGACCAGGGCAGCAAAGUGGACCAAAGGAGGCAAACUAGAUUCCAUGCCACUGAAUGAUCUGCUUCUGGAAGAAAUCAUGCGUUUUGUGGAUGACUUCAGCUCACUGCACCCAGAGGAGGCAGAACUUUUGUUUGAGGAGCCGCUGCAAUGGAAGACCACUUUGACAGCGUCUGAUUUUGAAAGGGAUUAUGACCUCAAAGACUCAGAUGGAGUAGAGUCCCAGGAAAAAGAUAAAAACGGAUGUCCAACAUUACGGCUCUCUCCCCCGAAUAUUUCUGUCCGCAACUUCAACCAGCUCUCCAAUCUUGUGAAUCUAGCAAAUGAGAAUAAACUGAAAGAAGUUCAGUCGUGCCUUGAAGAAAACAGAAUGCCGAUGGUGACGAUUCUUGGUCCCAGCUUUGCCAACAUGAAGAAGGCUGUAAAGACUGACAAAGGGGAAGGCCACCCACAGAGCAAGGACACUGACCUCAAGAUCCAGCUGCUCCGCCUUCUACUAAAUCUGGACAAACAGAUUGUUCGCAAGAUCCUUAAAGAAAUAUCAGAAAAGUUCCGGCUCAAUCCCUCCUUCGUGGAUAAUGAAGUGGAAUAUUUACAGAGCUUUUGCGGUCCAGGGGAGAAUAGGGUGUUAAAGUUGGUUCAAUACACGUCAGACUAUGAAUAUUCAAAUGGAUGUCGUGCCCCUCUCUGGAGACAGAUAGAAGGUGAGAUGUGUUACCUCGUGAUUGAGCCUUAUGACACAGAGACGCUGUACAUCACCUGUAGCAGUGCUGGAGUUUUUCUCAACAUGGGUGUCAAGCAGGAGGGAGACGAGGAUGCCUAUGAACGAACGAGUGAUGUGUUCAAGAGCCUGGUUACUUUGCUCAAGAGCAAAUCUCAACUCUUUGCUGAGAGCUUGAACUCACAGGAUAUUCGAGAACCUCCACGUACACCAAAAUUAGUGGAUGCGCAGACACAACUGUCACUUAAAAGGAUUGACAAGAGCACUACACCUUCACAACGUGACCAGGAAAAUAUAUCUGACGUCGAUGCACAGAAGGGAGCCAGGAGCAAGAGUAUAUCACGUUUUUCAGAGUCCUCUUACGCAGAACAACUGUCCUCUAUGAAACUCAAGACACGACAAACAGGGGAGGUUUUCAGUGAGACUUCAUCUGAGAGCGAUCAGAGUUAUGAGGAAGAGGAGCAGCCAGUGCGCCGUCAACGAAACACAGAUCACCCCUCAGAAUACUGGCAGAUCCAGAAGCUGGUCAAGUACCUUAGGGCAGGCGACCAGACAGCCACUUUGCUGACUCUGUACGCCUUGAUGGACUAUGACCUGAUGCAAGAGACGUAUCAUCUGGCCAUCCAGGAUUCAGGUGGCCUGAAAGUCCUAACUAACAUUCUACAUUUGGACGAAGUCAAUCUCCAACUUGGAUCUCUGCGAAUCCUCAGAGAGAUCAGCCACAAUGCCCAAACCCGCCGGGCCAUCGUUGACAACGGAGGCUUGCGAAGCAUCGUUAAUGUCCUGGAUUCACGAAACAAAGACGUGAAGGCCUUAGCUGCUGAGACCAUUGCUAAUCUGACCAGCUUCCGCAGGGCAAGGAGAACUGUUAGAAAAUACAACGGUAUUAGUAAACUGGUGAAGCUGCUUGACUGUGCCCCUGAUUUAGUGAAUGUGGAUGCAAAGCAGGAGAAGGAUGUCGAGGUAGCCCGCUUUGGGGUUUUAGCACUCUGGAGCUGCAGCAGGAGUCCCAAAAACAAAGAGGCCAUCCAUAAGGCUGGCGGCAUCCCUCUACUGGGACGCUUGCUCAAGUCUCCACAGAUGAACAUGCUCAUACCUGCGGUGGGCAUCCUCCAGAACUGUGCCGACGAGGAAAGUUGCAAGAAUGCGAUUCAAACUGAGGGCCUGAUCAAAUAUUUGGUCCAAAACCUCAGCAACGACAACGAUGAACUACGAAUACAUUGUGCCAAUGUCAUCUUCAAGUGUGCAGAAAACAAGCAGACCCGCACCUUAGUGAAUGAGCACAAAGGUCUGCAGGCCCUGGUUUCACUUCUGGGCAAAAGGGAAAACAAAGAGCUCAUGGCUGCCGCCACUGGAGCCAUCUGGAAGUGUUCCCUCAGCCCGGAGAACCUGGAUGUGUUUCAAGAGCAUAAAGUCCUGGAGACCCUGAUUAGCUUGCUGACUAAUCAGCCUGAAGAGGUGUUGGUUAAUGUGGUAGGAGCCCUGGCGGAGUUCUCUCAAAAACCUGCCAACAAGAUCACCAUCCGCAAGUGUGGAGGCCUCAAACCACUAGUCCACCUACUUGUCGGAAGAAACGAGGCACUAUUGGUGAAUGUAACCCGGGUGGUGGAGGCCUGUGCCACAGAUAUGGACAACAUGGCGAUCAUUCAGGAGCUCGAUGCAAUCCGCUGGGUAUGGAGUUUGUUGAAAAACCCGAGCCCAGACGUUCAGUCCAGUGCUGCAUGGGCCCUUUGUCCAUGUAUUGAGAAUGCAAAGGAAGCAGGGGAAAUGGUGAGCUCCCUGAUGGGAGCCAUGGAGCUGGUCAUUGAUUUGCUGAAGUCAUCCAACGAUGAUGUUCUGGCAAGCAUGUGUGCUGUCAUAGCCCAAAUCGCCAAAGACAAGUACAAUUUGGCAGUUCUGACCGAUUAUGAGGUGGUCUUGCUGCUGGCAAAGCUGACUGACAAACCCAAUGACCUACUCCGCUGCCACCUGGCUCAGGCCAUCGCCCAGUGCUGCACGUGGCGCAACAACAGGGCGACCUUCGGGGAGGCGGGAGUGGUGCCCCACCUGGUGCAUUACUUAAAGUCACAGGACAUGAAAGUCCGCCACAGUACAGUGAUGGCCCUGCAUCAGUUGUCCAAGGAGUCAAACAAUUGCAUCAUCAUGCACGGUGAAGGAGUGGUAAAGCCUAUGACCCACUUCGCGGGCGCUGAUGAUCAGAAGGUUAGCAAAGCCGCCACCGAAUGCCUGCGCAACAUUCAUCUGCUCUUUCCAGACCAGCCCAGGGCCAAAAAAUCAGCACCACGCAUAUCCAUUACUUCAUGAAGAUGAGACCCGCAGUCCUCCCUAUCCAGAAUUUGGACAUUGUUUUCUUCGAAGGAAUGUCCCUUCUUCUUGAG
Molecule: messenger RNA, 3570 nt
Organism: Phycodurus eques (leafy seadragon)
Lineage: Eukaryota; Metazoa; Chordata; Actinopteri; Syngnathiformes; Syngnathidae
Gene: odad2
Product: outer dynein arm docking complex subunit 2
Exons: 24
Coding region: 461-3496 (1011 amino acids)
Molecular function (GO): protein binding
Source: RefSeq, a predicted model, not a curated record